AUGUACAUUGCAGGGCAGAUAGGGCUGGAACCUUCCACUGGGCAGCUUGUCUCUGGAGGGGCAAAGGAGGAAGCCAAGCAGGCUCUAAAAAACAUGGGAGAAAUCCUGAAAGCUGCAGGCUGUGACUAUGGCAAUGUUGUGAAGACUACAGUUUUGAUGGCAGACAUGAAGGACUACAAUGAUAUUAAUGAUGUUUACAAACAAUUUUUCAAGGCAAACUUCCCAGCCAGAGCAGCCUAUCAAGUUGCUGCCUUGCCCAGAGGGGCCAGAGUUGAGAUUGAAGCUAUUGCCAUUAAGGGACCUCUCCAAGAUGCUUCAGCAUGA
Molecule: messenger RNA, 324 nt
Organism: Oenanthe melanoleuca
Lineage: Eukaryota; Metazoa; Chordata; Aves; Passeriformes; Muscicapidae
Gene: RIDA
Product: reactive intermediate imine deaminase A homolog
Exons: 5
Coding region: 1-324 (107 amino acids)
Cellular component (GO): cytosol
Molecular function (GO): deaminase activity
Source: RefSeq, a predicted model, not a curated record